AUGCUCUCCAAACUCAAAGACUCCUUGAAAAAGAAGACGAGUGGAAACAAAACAAGCGGAGGAGACUCUUCCUUCGACUCUGCUUCUGACAAUUCCAAUUCCCAAUUAAAUAUUGACACUAAUCACUCCGUUGCAUUGAGUGGUUUGGCAUUGAAUGAUCAUUCCUCAUCGAAUGCCUUCGAGUCAAAAAAGAAGAGUGUUCGGAAAGUUGAAAAUGAAGGAUAUUUAUUGAUGCAAUUAAUUGGGGCCACAAAUUUGAAAAGUGCGGAUGUGAAUGGAUUGUCAGAUCCAUUUUGUUCGAUUCGUGUGAAAAAUUCUCGAUUGAGUGAAUCGGUUGAACAAUUUCAAAAAACAGAAGUCCUCAAAAAGACACUUGAUCCACGUUGGAAUGCAUUUUUCUUUUUUGAUGUUAUUGAGCUUGCUGGCACUUUUGUUGAAUUUGAAGUUUAUGAUUAUGAUCGCCUUUCAAAGAAUGACUUAUUGGGAGGAUGUGCUUUCAAAUUAGCAUUAUUAACUCCAUACAUUCAAACAGAGUUAUCCAUCGGCCUCGAUACUCAAGGAAGUGUUGAAUGCAGUUUAAUGUACAUUCCACAAAAUGCGUUUGGAUUUCUCAUGAAGAAAUGUAUUGAAACAAAAUCUUUAUAUGUCGAUAAGGAAUUUCCUGGUACUCUUUCAUCCAUUUGUUCAAAUGAGGAUUUUUUGAGAAAUAGAGGAAUUGAACCUUCUGCAGUUCACUGGAUGAGACCCAAAGACUUUUGUAAAGGAAGUUUAAAACCAGAAUUAUUCUUGGCAGGUAUUGAACCAGCAGAUAUUCGUCAAGGUCGUGUGGGAGAUUGUUACUUUUUAGGAGCCAUUGCUGUUGCAGCAUUGCAUCCAAAACUCAUUAAGGCACUCUUUAUUCCAUCAGCUUACAAUGAAUAUGGAAUUUAUCAAAUCCGAUUGUUUUAUAAUGGCAUGUGGCGUGAAAUCAUGAUUGAUGAUUAUGUACCCAUGAUUGUUUCGAAUAAGAUUGAAAGUAAGACACGAAGUAAUUUUGCACCAUUGUUUGCGAGAUCGAUCGAUAUUGAAGAAUUGUGGGUGAUUUUAUUAGAAAAGGCCUAUGCCAAACUACAUGGCUCUUACGAAGCCAUCGAAGGUGCUCAUUCCAUUCGUGAAGCUUUCGAACACUUGACUGGUGGUUGGAGUGACGCCAUCGAUCUCAAUCCCUACGCAGAAGGUAAAAAAGACAUGACUGAACUCUUCAACUCAAUGCUCGAAUGGAAAAAAUGUCGUCACCUCAUGGCCACAUCCACCACAAGUGACUCUGAUUUUGAUUUUGAAAAUACUCUCAUUCCCAACGAACAUGGAAUUGUUCCAAAACACGCCUAUUCCAUUCUCGAUGUUCGUUUCAUUUCAAAAGAUGAUUCUCCUGAAGGAAUUCCUUAUCGCUUAAUUAAAUUAAGAAAUACUUGGGGUAAAACGGAAUGGCUUGGAAAAUUUAGUGAUGCAUGGGAGGGAUGGACUGACACGUUGAAACGACGUUUGAAUUUAGUGAAUAGAGAUGAUGGAGCAUUUUGGAUGGGAAUUGAGGAUUAUGUUCAACAAUUUAAUUAUAUUUAUGUGUGUCGAGUGCCCAUCACCAAAGAAGUGACAGGUGCCGAUGGUUUCAUGAAGGAAAUUUCAGCCAUUCCUUCCAAUUCAUUGAAUGAAUCCACCAAUGCCGACUCGACAACGACGACACGUUUGAAAAUUUCAGAUCGACAUCAAUAUACCAUUUUUGAUAAGAAAGGAGGAUCAUGUGAAUGGAAUCACCAAUUAUAUCAAAAUGCUGGAGGACAAGCUUAUUUUAAGGAUACCUUUUUCCAUAAUCCUCAAUUCAGACUUUCUUUGGAAUUGCCUCCCAUCAUGAAUGAAAUGAGUGGAAAUGGUGGAGAAGAAACAACACUUGGUUCCUUGUCACCUUCUUCUUCUGUGAAUUCACCACAAACUUUGAGUUCACCUGGAACAUCCUCCACGUCCUCCACAUUGGGUCGAAAACUUUCCAAAGAUUCCAAAGAGUCUAUGGUGAGAGUCAUUCUCAGUAUUCGAUUAUUGGAAGAGUCUUCUUCUUCUUCACAAAAACAACAACAACCUCAAGAAAGUAUGACACGAAAACGAAAUGCAGCAGCUUCCAAACAAAAUCCAAUUGGACUCUAUAUUUACAGAAAUCGAAAGGCUGUGAAAAGUGGAAAAUAUGGAAUGAUGGAUUUUCCAUCUCAACAAGUGGAUGUGAUUGGAGAAACUUCCAUGAAAAAACUCACACGCGAUGCUGUGGAAGUUUAUUUGCCACGUCCCAAUGUGAAAAAAUAUGAACAAGAGAAGGCAGAAGGUUUGCAUGAUUAUACAAUUGUGGCGUGUCGAUGGUAUCCACAAACAGAGGGAUCCUUUGCUGUGCAGGUGUGUUCAGAUUACAAGUAUAUGGUUUUUGAAUCGUUGGAAGGUGGAAGUGGUGGCAGUGGAGGAGGAGGAGGAGGAUCAAAUGUCACACGUUCUGCAACGGAUUUCUUUAAAAAAGUCAUUAAGAGUGAAUGGAAUGGAAUUGAUUCGUGUGGAGCUCAUUGGCAAACUUCAACUUUUAGUACCAAUCCCAAGUUUUUGUUGCAAUGUUUGCCUCAACCUUCUGUUCCAAGUGCUGGUGGUGGUGGCGAAGGAGGGGUUGAACAAUUCUUGAAAAAUCCAGUGAAUAUCUAUGUCGAGUCUGAAAAUUCGAAAAUUCCCUUCUUUCCCUAUGUGGUUUCAUUGGCCAAGUUCAAGAAAUGGAUGCAACAAUCGGUGCCACAACCUCUCACGAAGGAAGAAUGUGCUCUCUUUCCACCGAAUGGGAAUGAAUUUUUCACCAUUCGUUCCUCGUUUGAUUGUGAAUUGGCCACUCGUCGAGACAAGCCAGUAUCGUACUUGUUGAUCAUGGGAACACCUUACAAGAUGAGUGGAAACUUUACAAUUGUGAUUAAGAGUCAAUAUGAAAUUACUGCAGAACAGGUGUCACUUUAA
This is a messenger RNA of Naegleria fowleri, 3009 nucleotides long. RefSeq lists its product as uncharacterized. Gene Ontology annotation, cellular component: cytoplasm. Bases 1 to 3009 code for a protein of 1002 amino acids. Gene Ontology annotation, molecular function: calcium-dependent cysteine-type endopeptidase activity. Lineage: Eukaryota; Heterolobosea; Eutetramitea; Acrasida; Naegleriidae. Gene Ontology annotation, biological process: proteolysis. The record is from RefSeq and is a predicted model, not a curated record. The transcript is spliced from 6 exons.